Messenger RNA from Diplodia corticola, 3975 nucleotides. RefSeq lists its product as uncharacterized. The transcript has 6 exons. The record is from RefSeq and is a predicted model, not a curated record. Lineage: Eukaryota; Fungi; Ascomycota; Dothideomycetes; Botryosphaeriales; Botryosphaeriaceae. Gene Ontology annotation, molecular function: protein binding. The coding region runs from base 1 to 3975 and encodes 1324 amino acids.
AUGCCGCCGCAACAAACAACCCAGAAGGAACCUGCAACAGCCGCAGAUCGCCGCACCACUGACAAGGCUGAGCAACGCGACGGGUCUCGCAUGGCCAGCACAAUCCGCCCGGAUACCGUGUUCAGGCUAAGAUGUAUACCAAAGAAGUAUGGGAGCGGGGAUAUCCCAGAUCUGGCGAGAAAGGCAUUGAGCCAGGGCGGAGACUUCUCCGUGAAGGUCGGCUCGCUCGCGCGGAGCCCCUACCGGAAUGACGAGCUGGUUGCGACGUUGGCCAUGCAUGGAGCGAGAGAUGUCCUGCUCAAGAUUCCAACUCUCGCUGGUAACGAGCACGAGUGGCAGCUGGAUGUGGAUCUCGGAGAAGGAGGUUUGCUGAGCUUGCGCUUGGAUGUGCAUUUUCAUGGGCUUACGCCAUUGCACGGGGUUAAUGAGGCUGAAUAUACGAGCGACAUCAUAGCCCUUUCGGGCCUCAACGGUCACGCCUACGGUUCUUUCAAACAGCGAGGAGGGCCUUUCAUGUGGCUCCGUGAUGGAUUACCGAGAGAUCUGCCGAACGCUCGAGUUCUCAUAUAUGGCUAUGACACACAAUUGCAAGGAAGCACCUCUGUCCAAAACCUCACAGACCUUGGCCUGAGUCUACGCACAGCAAUAGUGGAUUUACUGGCUACAACAAUUGAAAACCAUUGCUGCAGGCCCAUUGUGUUCAUUGGACACAGUCUUGGUGGCCUUGUCAUCAAAGAAGCCUUCAUACAUAUGAAGGAUGGCACAUACAGCGCAAUCUUGAAUGCCACACGUGGAUUUCUCUUCUUCGGAGUGCCGAAUCUCGGCAUGAAGACAGAAUCUUUGGUACCCAUGGUAGGAGACCAGCCCAACCGCGGCCUUCUUGAAACACUGGGAAACAAUUCUGCACUGUUGCGGCGCCAUCAAGACGAGUUUCCGAGGACAUUCCAACCAAGAACGAUCCAAAUUUCGAGCUUCUACGAGACAAAACUUUCACGGACUGCGUGCAAGGUCGGCAAUAUCUGGAAAAUGCAAGGGCCCGAAGAAUUGCUUGUUGACUUUGGCUCAGCCACUAUUGGAAGCACAAAAUAUCAGCCCAUGGACCGUGAUCAUUCCGAUAUGGUGAAGUUCAACGGCGCAGAUGAUCCAAAUUAUCGUGCCGCAGUUGUUCAAAUUAAGCAACUACACAGCGAGGCAGGCUUUCAGGUCGACGAUAUGGGUCCCAGCGUUGUCUGCGGAGAUGAUUUGGCGUGCUUGCGAUCCUUGGCAUUUCCGGGACAAGACUGGCACCGCGAUGGUGUCGUGACAGCGGAUGGCACUUGCGACUGGAUAUUUUCCCACGACAAGUUCCGUAGUUGGUCCCAGAAUCCUCGACAACUCCUCUGGAUCCGUGGGAAGCCAGGAUCAGGCAAAUCAACUGCUAUGAAGCACAUCUUUCAAUCUUUUGAAAGCCAAAAGAGCGAUGGAGAGAUUUUGGCAACGUUCUUCUUCAACGGAAGAAGCGGCAAUUUUUUGAACACAUUAUCCGCAUUUUACCGCGCAAUACUCAACCAAAUCCUGCCGCACUUCUCCAAGCACCUUUCGGAGUUGACUUCAAGCUUCAAGAAAAAAGAAAAAGCUCAAAAAGGGACUUGGACCUGGACUGUUGACGAACUUCAUCGCUUCUUUGCUGCGGUGAUCCCGGCAGUCUCGAAAACGCAUCACGUGUGUAUACUCGUAGAUGCCUUGGACGAGUCCGGAGAGGAGAAUGCUUGUCAACUCAUCAGCCAGUUUGAGAAGAUUCUGGAUGCUGUCCAUAAGAACGGUGGUGUACUGAAAAUCUGCUUCUCGUGCAGACACUACCCAAUCCUCGUAUUGAACGCCGGAAUUACAAUCACCAUGGAGGAUCAAAAUCGGACUGAUAUCGAGAAGUUUGUCAAAGAGCGGCUGCAAGGCUUCAAAGAGGAGGAAAGAAGGGUCCUGAAGGCUGAGAUCCAAUCAAAAGCCCAGGGUGUAUUCCAAUGGGCGCGAUUGGUGAUUGAGAGAGCCAUAUCCCUGAGGAAAAAGCGGAGGUCUUUUGACUACAUCAUCGAGUCAAUCAGGCACAUACCCAAGGAGCUUGAGGAGUUAUAUCGAAACCUGCUUUUGGCACCUGAGCUGAACGAAGACCCGGAUGAGCGGCGACAAACCCUAAAGCUGUUUCGAUGGAUGUGUCUCUCUCCCCGCCCUCUGACACGUGCGGAAAUCCAGCACGCCUUGGCAGUCGAUGCUGAGAUGACUUUUACGUCAGUGCGGGAAUAUAUGCUCGGACGAGACUUCACAAGCGACAACGACGAUCUCGUAGAAGUUGUCAAAGACCUAUCUCGAGGGCUUGCCGAGUUCCGACCACACGGCCGCGAAGUCAUGCUGCAACCAAUUCACCAAACUGUCCAGGACUAUCUCCUUGCAUCCGGCCUCAGGGACUUACAUGGAGACACUUCCAGUGACCCUUUCGAUAGCGGACACUACCACAUUUUGAAGUCUUGUGUCAAGUUUCUGCAACUGGACGAGAUCAUGAGGACGAGUCCGUCCCCAUACUCUUCCAGUGGUGGUGCUGCGUGGUACCCACAGCCACUUCUUGACUAUGCGUUGCACUUCGUACCAUACCAUCUUCAACGGAUCGGGAUGGCUGAAGUUGUUUCGGGAGACUUGCUCGAAAUUUUUCACUGGCCAUUCGAAGGGUCCAUAAUCGAUAGAUGGGCCACUUUAUGUAUGCCACUUGCGUAUAAGAAGUAUUGGGGCGUAAGAUAUCAUCAGCUAAUGAUACCGAAAACCUUAAAACUUGAAUUCCUUGAGCCUCUCGAUUGGCCGAGAAAAGGCUCACGGUUGUUGCAUCUGGCUGCGGUGCUCGGGAAAACGGAGAUUCUGGACCUUAUGUUCGAGCGAGCCCGAGAUAUCGAACCCCAGGCAAAAGACUCGCAUGGCUACAGCCCUUUGGUGAUGGCUCUUGUGGCUAGACAAGAAUCCUUCGCGAUCAAGCUCCUUUCACGAUUCCCUCAUAUCAUCAGGAGUGAGCUAGUGGCACGUCCCUGGCCCGCGGCUCAUAUCGCUGCUGCAAACGGACUUCAAGAAGUUCUUUCGAUGUCGCAUGAGCAUGGAAUGAACCCCAACGGGUGUGCUCGGUGGCAAAAGAGAAAGUAUACCCUUCUAUCCGUGGCGAUCAAGCAUGAACAAGUGGAUACAUGCAAUUGGUUGCUUGAUCUCGGGGCCGAGCCAAACACGGUAGACGGCGACUUGCAGAGCCCUCUGACAAAUGCGAUCAUGCUUGGCAGACAUGAAAGCCUGUGCAACUCACUCAUCUCUCAUGGCGCUCACAUCAUACGAGCGCUUGAAGACCUGGAUAGAUCUGGGACAUUCUACAGGCUCACGAACACACAAGAAACAUUGAUAAAGGGACUUCUUAGUCAUAUCCCAAACCCUCUACAUACCAUUACAGCUCGAGGCAUGGUGGAGACCUUUCGCUUCUUAACCGAGCGCUGCGGGUUUGACAUCAAUCUUCAGAAUGAAUCUGGUGAAACGCCACUCUUUGUCGCCGUUAAGAUGGGCAAUUCCCGGAUGAUACAACAUCUAGUCUGGCAGCGCGAGAUCAAACUGCUCACAAAAGAGCAAUGGCUGAUGCUACGUUUCGACCCAAAAAUCAGAAAUGAAUAUUCUCGCGCCGUGCAGCUGGUGUGGAGUGAUGGAAUGGAGAGGAAAAUGCACGCGGCUUUCAGGGUUCCGCAUUGGCCAACUUUUCUUGAGGAUUCCAUCAAGGAGCUAGAACGCUUGCGAGAAAUGAAACAGUCAUUGGAAGAUUCUAAAAUCUUCUACAACGGUAUCUACAUUGGCAAGGUUGGUGACGGCUCUCAUCUCGGAUUAAAGUCUUCUUCGGGCGAUGGUGAAGGCCGGAAAAGAAAACGAGACGGCGACCACCCCGCUGUUGAAGGACACAGAGCCGCAAAAAGCAACCACCCCGGAUAG